Molecule: messenger RNA, 1233 nt
Organism: Nerophis lumbriciformis (worm pipefish)
Lineage: Eukaryota; Metazoa; Chordata; Actinopteri; Syngnathiformes; Syngnathidae
Source: RefSeq, a predicted model, not a curated record
AUGCUGGGGAUUCUCUGCCUUCUCAUCGCCGCGCUGACUGGUGGCGACGCGGCCAAGGUGCUGACCCAGACGCCGGCGGUUCUGACCGUUCCUGGAGGACGAGAGGUGGUUCUCGAUUGCAACAUUCAGAGGGAUGAUGACUAUGAAGUCAGCUUUUAUAGACAGUUUCCUGGAGAUGCUCCUCAGUUGAUUCUACGGCAUCGCCGUUCAUAUUCCUCACCUUACUAUCAUUCAGGAUUCUCCUAUCGUCAGUUCGGUGCCAAAACAUCCUCCAGUGUGGAUUUCCAAUUCAUCAUUAAACAGGCAAAGGCAGAAUAUUCUGCUGAGUAUUAUUGUAAGACGUGGGAUACCUCUGCUCGUGAAACAGUAUCACAUGUCAUCACUGUGGUAUUCGGCGGAGGGACCAAGCUGCUUGUGACAAGCUCUGACGUGACUCCCCCCGUGGUGACUGUCUUUCCCCCGUCCAAUGAUGAGGUCCAGUCCAAACAGGCCACUCUAGUUUGCGUGGCCAUUCAGUCAACCCGGUACGCUGACGUCACUUGGCUGGCUCGCGGCCUUCCGGCGACGGGCACCGUUGCCACCGGUCCUGCCACGCGAGAAACAAACGGCAACUAUAAAAUCAGCAGCUAUCUCACCGUGCAGACGUCCGAAUGGAACUCGGACGUCCCUUACACUUGUAAGGUGUCUUUAGGCUCCCUGUCUGCUGAAAACACCAUCAGCAAGUCCAAUACUUCCUCUCCGUCUCAUUUAAAAGCUGUGUGGCGCAUCUACAACUCACUGAUGUUCAGCGACACCAUGUUGUGGAUUCUCUGCCUUCUCAUCGCCACGCUUACUCGUGGCGACGCGGCCAAGGUGCUGACCCUGACACCGGCCGAUCUGGCCGUUCCUGUAGGACAAAAGGUGGUUCUCUAUUGCCCUGACGCGACUCCCCCCGUGGUGACUGUCUUCCCCCCGUCCAAUGACGAGCUCCAGUCCAAAGAGGUCACGCUGGUCUGCGUGGCCACUCUGUCCCACCUGUAUGCUACAGUCACUUGGCAAGCUGGCGGCUGUCUGGCGACAGGCACCAUCACCACCGGUCCUGCCACACGAGAAGCGACUGGCAGCUACAAAAUCAGCAGCUAUCUCACCGUUCAGACGUCUGAAUGGAGCUCGGACAUCCCUUACACUUGUAAGGUGUCUUCGGGCUUACAGUCUGCUCAAAACACCAUCAAAAAGUCCAACUGUGCGACUUAG